CAGCCAGCCUCUUAUCUCUUACCUACCACAUACAACUCUACACCUCCACCUUCUACAUAUACGCAAACAUGUCUUCCUACAACGGAGCCUGCCACUGCGGCGCCACCGAAUGGACCGCCACCCUCGAAAAGGACACAAGCAGCCACAUCCUCUGUCACUGCAACACCUGCAAGAUCCUCUCCGGCGGCGCCUACACCCUCAAUCAAAUCAUCCCCAAGGACUCCCUGAAGAUCACAAAGGGUGGUGAUGCCCUCAAGAACUACACUUACAAGGGUGAUUCGGGAAAGCCUGUUCACUGCUACUAUUGCCCAGAGUGCACUACUCACGUAUACCACCACCAAACCGCUCUAGGCGAGGAUAAGAUUGUCCUGCGUACUGGUCUUCUCGCCGACGGACGCAAGAACUUCGAGCCUGCUGCCGAAAUCUACGGCAAGGACCGUCUUUCCUGGGAAAAGGAGGUUGCCCACACCUUUGAGGUUCUGCCUCCUCAGUAAAGCGUAAUCCGCGCUGUUCGGGGAAAUGACUUUUUUGGGCUCUUGGGUAGAUGUAUAUUCUAUGGA
Aureobasidium subglaciale EXF-2481 is the source of this 560-nucleotide messenger RNA. RefSeq lists its product as uncharacterized. Bases 69 to 494 code for a protein of 141 amino acids. The transcript is spliced from 2 exons. The record is from RefSeq and is a predicted model, not a curated record. Gene Ontology annotation, molecular function: carbon-sulfur lyase activity. Lineage: Eukaryota; Fungi; Ascomycota; Dothideomycetes; Dothideales; Saccotheciaceae.